GAACGAGGGCGGAAUACUGACUAAAACGUCACUCUUCUUACAAUACAAUAUUCUUUUGCUGAGGUUUCCAUUUUCUUCUUUACCUGGAUAAAAUAACAUUUUCCGAACAUUUUCUCAUCAUGGUGUGUUAAUUCUGCUUCCUCGUGGAAUGGACACUCAUUCACUCUACCACUUAGUAAUAUUAUUUGAGGAAACUAAGCAGAAAUUAUCGAAAUCGCUUUCAUACAGAUCUCCAUCCUUACCAUAUCCAUUUAUCAUCCGGAAGUCUCUUAAGAAGGCCAGGCACUCUGACUUAAACACCUCAGACAUACAAGGUAGCAGGCAAUUUAAUCAAAUUACUGUGGAAACGUAUACAAUGGAUACUACAGAGUCGUGGAAUCUAGACAAAGGUGAAGAGAUAAGUUUUUUCUCUGGUAAUCCAACGGUCGAAACCACUGAAGGUAUCAUACAUAUAUACAAAAACCAGAGAGAAGUGCCACGAUGUAAUGACAUGGUUACGAGCACUGUACUAUGUUUCUUUUCUGUGCCAUCUCAUGUAACGGUAAAGGACUUACUGAGGUUUAUUUCACCUAUGCGCGAUGUGAUUGAAGAGCUAAAAAUAGUAAAGGAUAGUACUCCAAAUCAGUAUAUGGCAUUGCUAAAGUUCCGGACAGCCGAAGACACUGUCCACUUUUAUGAUACUUACAAUGGCACCUCUUACAAUACUUUAGAACAAGUGGCGUGCCAACUGAUGUAUGUCUCACAUGUGGAGAUCACGCACCCUUCUACAGGCGUUGCAUUUCCCACCAAAGAUCUAAGGGAGUUACCUUCUUGUCCGGUGUGUUUAGAGCGUCUGGAUGAACCCGUGCAAGGAAUACUGACUACAAUUUUAUGUAACCACACAUUCCAUGAUGGGUGUAUUUCACAGGUAGAAGACACCAUCUGUCCAGUUUGCCGUUAUGUUCAGUCACCUGAAAUGCUCUCUGACAGUCAGUGUGCAGAUUGUGAUAUAAGGGAAAACUUAUGGAUUUGUCUCAUAUGUGGUCAUGUUGGUUGUGGUCGUUAUGGUCAAAAACAUGCACAGGUGCAUUUUGAAGAAACAGGACAUACAUUCGCCUUAGAGCUCGGCAAAACAUUGGUCUGGGAUUACGCUGAUGAUGCAUAUGUUCAUCGGUUAGCUGUUAAUCACGAGGAUGGAAAAUUAGUCCAGCUUGGGCCCAGUAGUGAGACUGGUAACAAGAAGCUAGACAUAAUUAGCAUGGAAUUCAGUGCUAUCUUGACAAGUCAACUGGAAUCACAACGUGCAUACUUUGAGUCCCAACUGGAUUUAAUAACUACUCAGUCAAAUAUGCGUCUCGAAGAAAUGGAAUCCAGUGUCGAAUCGGCCUUAUCCGCUGCGCAAACAGCCGAAAAGAAACUCUCUGAAGUCAUAAAAGAGAACCUAGUCAUCAGUCGUAAAUUGCGACAAGCCACAUCAUUAGCUCAACGUUUACAAAGGGAUUUGGAAGAAGAACGUGCUUUAAAUCAAAGUUUACUUAUAAAUGAGAAAACCUGGCGCGAAAGAACAGAACAAGCGGAGUCGGAAGCGAAAACAGCUCGUGCAGAAUGUAGAGAAUUACUAUUAAACUUGGAAUUGCGAGAUAAAUUAAAUGAAUUAAACACAAGUAAAGAGGUGCUACUGUGAAGAUUCUGUUCAACGCUGAUUGGAUGAAGUGUCUCCUGACGUUUCUGCACCCCCAUUGACUUUUCCAAAGAAUACUUUGGGACUUCCCAACACUAGUCGAAUUCCAUCGCUAAUCAACUGAAAUUGCAAAUCUGGGUCAUUGGAUUCUACAAGACUUUAAUCUCUUAAACUUGAUCCUAUGUUCCAGUUUGUAAGUGCACAGUGCUAAACAGUACAAUCGACAAUGUAAUGAAGUGAACUUACCGUCGUAGUUCUUUACUUCAGUCUUCGUUAUCAUUUUGCAUAUUAAUCAUGCUCACAUUUGUAUAGAGCAUUAUUCGUAAUCUUAAAACGGACAGAAUAAUCAAUGUAUAAACAAGAAACAGCUACUUUCUGUAGCUUCUACGGCAGCCUCUGUAACUGACAGGUUUCAUAUGACACUAAAUACAUUUGCAUCACCGAUGCCUCAAACGAC
This is a messenger RNA of Schistosoma rodhaini, 2117 nucleotides long. Lineage: Eukaryota; Metazoa; Platyhelminthes; Trematoda; Strigeidida; Schistosomatidae. The record is from the annotation of a GenBank genome assembly.